CACUGUUUUGUUUUUGCCACACUUGUACUUCUGCUCUUAUUGUGGAGACAUGGCUGCUGCCAGCAGUUUUCUAUCUGAAGAUCAGUUUCUGUGCUCCAUCUGUCUGGAUGUGUUCACUGAUCCAGUCACCACAUCAUGUGGACACAACUUCUGCAAAAACUGCAUCUCUGAACACUGGAACAUUAAUGUCCCUUGCAAAUGUCCUGUUUGUAAAAAGGUUUUCAACACAAGACCUGAGCUGCUGGUCAAUACCUUUGUCUCUGAGAUGGUUGAUUACUUUAGACAGUCAGCUCAACAGAGAGCCAGCAGCAGCUCAGAGCAACAAGCUGCCAAACCAGGAGAAAUUCCCUGUGACGUCUGCACUGGAACUAAACUGAAGGCCCUGAAGUCCUGCCUUGUGUGUCUGGUUUCCUACUGUGAGACUCACCUGGAGCCUCAUCUGACAGCGACAGGUCUGAAAAGACAUCAGCUGAUUGACCCUGUGAGGCACCUGGAAGGCAGGUUGUGUACAAAGCACGAUAAACAGCUGGAGCUGUUUAUGCUUAAGAAGCACAGAGUCCGUCCUCUGUCACAUGAGGGCUAUGUGAGGCCAGCUGUUGGUGAGUUGUUGGGAACGCUUCAAUAUGACAUGGAGAAGCUGUUCCCAAAGGCUGAGCCCAAGACAGUCCAGCAGUCUGCAGUGGAUGUGGCACUUGAUCCUGACACAGCAAAUCCUAUACAUCUCUUCCCGAAGUCACAGCCUGAGAAGGUGGGGGUGUUUGUAGACAGUGACAAGGGUUUGGUCUCAUUUUAUGACGUUGAUGCUGCCCGUUUUAUCUUCUCCUUUACUGGCUGCUCCUUCACUGAGAAACUCUUCCCGUUCUUCAGCCCCUCUCUUAAUCAUGGGGGUAAAAACUCUGCCCCUCUGAUCAUCUGCCCUGUCAACCCUAAUUAGUAGAGUAACUGUUUGCUUUUCUGUAAAAAGAACUCCUUUUACAUAGCAAAUUUUCAUCUGUGCAGUGUGCACUAAUUCAUGUGGAUUUUGCCAUCUUUAUUAUACACCUGAUUCCUACUUAAUACUAAUAAUUUGAUAACAAAUGUAAUCAAUCUUGUAUUGUAUGUAGUUUAAUCCAACCUGCAUUUAAAUGUCACAAUAUCAGUUUAGUGGUUACAGACCUAGCUUGGGGAUGUUUACUUUGCCAAGUUACCUUAUGUUAUUUUUUUUUGUAUAAUUGCCUGCUUGUCAAAACUACUAAAAAGGAUUCAAAUUAAACAGCAGGUGAACGGUUAUGGCUGUGAGUUCUACCCUCAGUUGUUCAAUUUUAAUGUCAGCUUUUAUCUCAAAAAGCCAAAGAUAGUGAGAUAAAGAUUUAAAAAAUAAAAAUAAAUGCAACCUAGACCUACCUACCUACCUACCUACCUACCUACCAACCUAAUGACAUAAAUUAAAUGGCACUGGUCUAAGUUUGGAUGUCUAACUUUUCAUUUGAAUAUUUUAAAGCGUUUGUAAAAUUUCAAACAUAUCAUGCACACUAGUAUCAGACCUAUCUGUGAAUAUGUGGUCAAUGUGUGUUCUGUCUCUGGAUGUCUGUUCUCUCAUUACUGUUUAUACAAUAGAAAAUAUAGUGGGGAAAAUGGGAUUAUUGCGCCUCUGUGUGGAUGAACUGAAAUACUGAAACUGAACUGAAGUAAAUACAGAUUUUAUAAGAGUUUGUAUAAUUUCUUUUCUAGUAUUUUAUUUUAAUCAAGCAAAAAAAGCAGCUCCACACAAUCAGAGCAAAAUCAGAGACACAAACAGUACAAUAAACGGUAACAAACAUGAAACAAGAUUAUUAAAUAAUUAAAAAUAACUAGGUGAAUAAAUGAAUAAACGGGGUAGAUCAUAUGUUAAAUGAUCGUGAAGGAAUAGUUUCAUAUAAGGAACCAAGGCUAAUUUCUAUCACUGUCAUUUAAAUAGAAUGUAUAUUUUAUUUUAUUUUUUUCUUAGUUUUAUAUUUACACUUAUAUUGUUUACAUUGUGUGUUAUGUGCAAUCACUACUGUUUUACUGUAGUAGUAUUUUGUUUUUCUUUACUACUGGCUGCAGGUACAAAGAAUGCAUUUCACUGUGCAUUGUACUAUGUAUAACUGUGCAUGUGACAAAUAAAACCUCUUAUCUA
Molecule: messenger RNA, 2137 nt
Organism: Dicentrarchus labrax (European seabass)
Lineage: Eukaryota; Metazoa; Chordata; Actinopteri; Moronidae
Product: E3 ubiquitin/ISG15 ligase TRIM25-like
Exons: 2
Coding region: 50-934 (294 amino acids)
Molecular function (GO): protein binding
Source: RefSeq, a predicted model, not a curated record